AUGCUCUUCGCUGCCCUAGCACCGUCGGUCCUUGGAGCGGCAGUCAAGGCUAGAGUCUACAACUCUUCUCCUGCUGUUGAGCUUCAGAACGGCACCUACUACGGCAUCCACAGCUCGACCUAUAAGCAGGACUUCUUCCUCGGCAUGCCGUACGCCCAACCGCCACUGGGUAACCUGCGCUUCCGUCAUCCUCAGCCGCUCAAUACCACCUGGGACGAGCCUCGCAAUGCCACGACCUACCAGACGCCCUGCUACGGCUAUCCCUAUCCCGUUGGGCCUCUCCUUGGCGGCAGCGACGACUGCCUGACUAUCAACGUCGUGCGCCCUGCAGGGACCGAUGCUGAUGCGAAGCUUCCUGUAGCUUUCUGGAUCCACGGCGGGGGCCUCGUCAGCGGCUCCAAUUCGGACCCUAUAACGAACCUGACCUUCAUCGUACAAGAAUCGAUCAAAAUGGGUCAGCCGAUCAUCGCCGCGAGUAUCAACUAUCGUCUACAUGCCUGGGGCUUCCUAUGGGGCGCCGCUUUAGAGGCUGGUAAAUUGGGAAACCUAGGCUUCAGGGACCAGCGACUUGCUAUGCAGUGGGUGCAGGAGAACAUCCCAGCCUUCGGAGGCGACCCAGACAAGGUGACAAUCUGGGGCCAGAGCGGAGGCGCCCGAGCUGUUGCCACUCAUCUGACAGCUUUUGGCGGACGUGAUGAUAAGCUGUUCAGGGCAGCCGUCAUGCAAAGCGGCACUGGUUUCCCUACCGACUUUGGUGAGAUCAGACCUCCUCAGUCGACGACGUGGGAAGACGCAUACGAAUCGCUCCUCAGCAAGACUGGGUGCGAAGGUGCCUCGGAUUCCCUGCAAUGUCUCCGCGAAGUGCCCUCUCACCAGCUAGCUUUGAUCUUUGCCGACGUUGCGUUCCCGCCUUUUCUCGACAUUGUUGACGGCGACUUUGUCCAGCAGCCACGGGUUACGCUUCUUCGAGAGGGCAAGUUUGUCCACGUUCCCGUCCUGACCGGUACCACGAUCGACGACGGCGACUACUUCUCGAAACAGGGCAUCAACACAACAGAACAGUGGGAGGACUGGCUUGUCGCUGGGGGCGCCGGUGAUGCCACAAUUGAGGCUAUCUCGGCACUAUACCCUGACAUCCCGCGGCUUGGCCUUCCGUCCACCUACCCGGGUCGGCCGACAGGCAAAGAUGCAUCAUACGGUUCAAUGUGGAAGCGGGCAAUGGCAUUUGGUGGUGAUAGAGCCAUGCAGGCUCCUCGUCGAGCAUGGGCGCGGGCUUGGACCGAGGCUGGCGUGCCAGUGUACAGCUACCGCUUCGACCAGGUUACGGGUGACAGGCCUGCGGUACAGGGCGUUGGCCACUCGGCAGAGCUCAAGUUUGUCUUUGGGGCGCCUGUAGGCAGCUUGUUUCCGCAAGAGCAUGAGGAAUUGAAGAACCUGUCCCAUCAGAUGAAGAGGCGCUGGGUCAGCUUCGUCAACCACAUGGAACCGAAUGUGGGUUACGGCACGGGGGCAAAGUGGCCAGUAUACUCGCUUAAGAACCCGGAGAACCUGAUAUUUGAUGCUGAUAAGCCCAGUUCAACAUAUAUACAGGCUGAUACUUUCCGGGUUGAACAAUUUGAAUAUUUGAAUAAGAAGUUGUGGAAGGUGGGAUUGGAGGCGAGUGAAAUGACUGACGAGCAAGGAAGAAAUGAAAUCUAA
Ilyonectria robusta is the source of this 1698-nucleotide messenger RNA. Its product is annotated as Alpha/Beta hydrolase protein. The record is from RefSeq and is a predicted model, not a curated record. The transcript has a single exon. Bases 1 to 1698 code for a protein of 565 amino acids. Lineage: Eukaryota; Fungi; Ascomycota; Sordariomycetes; Hypocreales; Nectriaceae.